Molecule: messenger RNA, 7131 nt
Organism: Callithrix jacchus (white-tufted-ear marmoset)
Lineage: Eukaryota; Metazoa; Chordata; Mammalia; Primates; Cebidae
Source: RefSeq, a predicted model, not a curated record
UUUCCCUGAAUUCUGAUUUUCCAGUAGACUAGAAGCAAAUAUCUGGUCUCAAUUCACAGAUAUUUAGUUCAAACAAACCAAGAUUUCUUGACUUGAAGAACAAGGGCAGAAACAGCUGUUACUUCUCUGAAUUAAAUGAGCAGAACUGGUAUAUUACAGAAUCUGGCAUAGUGAGUUGGGAGAAAUUGUCACCCAACCCGUUUUUGAACAAGCCAACAUUGCAAUGUCCUGCAACCUCUGCCUGACUUUUUACAUAAGGCCUUAUAAUGAAGAUUUGUGGCUUUGCAUUAAAAAACUAAUACUAAGAAAGUUUACAUACAAAUAACACCAAAGAUGAUUUAUUGUGGUUUUUACAGCGCCGAUGAGGACAUUUAGUGCUUAUAGGGAUUACGGAGGACCCCCUAAACCAGUGUAAAAAGAUCAGCUAUUCUACAGUGGAGAGCAUUUCCUCUGUAGAUCAAAGGAGCUUAAGCCUAUGCUAAGUCUUUGGGGUGGUAAAUUGAGUUCACACGUGCAAUAUCAUUGCACUGUAAGGGCCAAAUGUAUUCCUUUUUCAUCCUUUACUGCUCUGACCUUUCAACACUUUAGACAUCCUUUUGUUUUUCUUUUUCCAUCAGUAAAGCAGCUGUGAAUCAGUUGAGGGCAGUAACUAAUUUGCCAAUGUCUCUGGAAUGUUAGGUUUUUUACCCAUUUGGGCUUGAGGUCUCCUCUUAUAUAUUGCAAAUUGGAACUGAAACUUGUUAUUAUUUCUGAAGCCAUUUAGUAACCUGGUAGUAUUUUUUAUAUCUUCAGUAUGAUAUUCUAGGUGAGUAAGGUAGUGAAUUUUCACCACAGUAAAGGUACGGUUUUGACUAUUUACUCAGAAUAUCAGUAUAAUGUUUUGUGUAGCAUCUUGGCUUUAAAAGUCUCCAGAGGUAACAUUUCUGGCUUGGGGAUUUCUAUGGAGAAGAAUAGUUGUGCCUCUUCUGUUCAUAAAAGAUGGGAUGUGCAGAGUAACACAAGAAGCCAACAAACAAGCAAAAAGGACAUGCUUGACUUUCAGAAGGGAACACAAAUGAGAAUUUUCUUGCCCUUAUUUAUAGAGCUAGCAUGUGUUUUCACAAAAUGUUUAUAUUUUGUGAAUGAUUGUGCCUUGAAAUCCUGCAAUAAUAAUACUUAAACAUAAUCAUUGUUAGUUGUGGUCAUGUUAGCAUAUAUAUUAUAUUUUGGUUGGUAUCAGAAUCAGAGUCAGAAUGCCCUGCUUUUCUUCCCUACAAGUUCUGACUACAAGCCAUCUUAGUAUCUAAUCGGACAAGCACCUUCUGAGCUGCCCGAGAGUAGGAGGUGUGCAUGCCUAUUGACCUGCACAGGAAUGGAGCAAGAGGCCUUUGUCCUCACUCACUAAUCAUGUGCUCUGAUCCUUUAAGCUAACAAUCUACCGGUUAGAGAAUUGAAAUGAUGUAAAGGAAUAAGACCUGACAUAUUGUUAAUUGUGGACCUCCGUUUAGACUAAAUCUACAAAGAAGAAUUAAUGUCUGGCUAUUAGAAUUCAGAGAGAAGGUCCCCUGUGAACAAACAGAUUGUUUGCAAUGUGCAAUAGCUGUACUUAUCCUUCUGUGAGUUGCUUAUAAUCCUUGAUUCCAGCCGGAGAUUACCAGUAGUAAAGCCCCUUCCCCAAACCACAUAACAAUUUGAGUAACACAUUUAAAGGAUAAAACUAGAUUCAAGCCAUACUGGGGAAAUAUUUUACCUAGAGCCCCCCUGUUGACAGCAUGUGGACUUGGAAACUCUGGAGAGGCCACUUUCAAGGCUGUGAAAGCAGGAAAGUCACUGAACUUAAUGGAGCCUCUGUUCCUUCAUCUGUAAAAUGAUAAAUCUCUAGAUAAUAGAGUGAGUUAACUAUGCAUUGCUCAGCACAUAGUUAGGCUUGCAGCGAAAGGUUUGUUUAAUCUGAAUCUGAGGAGAAAGGUCAAAAUAAAUGAGAUCCAAAAUUUUAGAUAAGGAGAAAGGAAGACAUUUUAAAAAUGGAGAUGCAAAAUGUGAAGAUCAGGAAAAUAAAUUUUUGAAGAUUGAAUUGCAAGAGCUAUAUCACUGUUUUGUAGGCAGGGAAAAUGAUUUUCCUUUUCAACAAGCAAUUUAAAAUAUUAAUAGUUUAAAAAUAGUUUUAUGUUAGAUUCUAAACAAUUAGGAUUGAUUUCCCUGGGAGGGCCCUCUUCCCUCAUUGAUCCUUGUCAUAGACCAUGAAAGGUUAUAGGAUCAGCAUACUGCAGAUGGACGAAAGGGAGGAAAAAUACCUGAGAAAUUUUGUUAAAUUAUAUUUGCAUUUACAUUUUAUUUUUCAUUCUGAAUGUAGUUUGUAUGAGUAAAGCUAGAAGAAGCAUUUUCCAAGUAGGUAGAAAGAGAUACAUGAGAGGAAGAACUUUGUUCAGAGAUGUCCUGAACACCUCCCACCCUGCUGAUUAAUUUUGAGCUGUGAAUAUUACAGGAUGCUUGAAAGGCUGAUUCACAGUGGGCAGUGAAUUCUGGGUGCUUAUGGAUAGUACUGGAAAUAGGGGAUGUGGUUUGUCUGAUGAGUUGUAUGGAAGUGGAUUGUGCUUGUCUAAUAAAUUCUUAGGCAUUUUGUAAACAGGAGAGUUAAUUGGUGCUGUAGUCCCAGGUUGAUCUCUGGAUGAUACAUCUGGCUUUGCACAGGGUAGCUCUUUAUGCGCAAACACCUUAGCCCUGACCCCUGCCAGCCACUCUCAUAUGCAUAUAUAUAUAUAUAUAUAUAUAUUUUUUUUUUUUUUGAGAUGGAGUCUCACUCUCACCCAAGUUGGAGUACAGUGGCGCAAUCUCAGCUCACUGCAAUAUCUGCCUCCCAGGUUCAAGCGAUUCUUCUGCCUCAGCCUCCCUAGUAGCUAGGACUACAGGCACAUGCCACCACACCUGGCUAAUUUUUGUAUUUUUAGUCGAGACGGGGUUUCACCAUGUUACCCAGGCUGGUCUUGAACACCUGACCUUGUGAUCCACUCACCUCGGCCUCCCAAAGUGCUGCGAUUACAGGCGUGAGCCACCACACCCAGCUACAUAUUUCUUAUGAUGAAGCCAAUGAAGGAAUAGUAGGGGAACCUUUACUGGAAAAAGCAAUUUGGAGUGCGUGGCCUGAUGAUGAUAGGGGCUCUAAAGGACUACUACCACUUCUACCAUAGCAGGACGAUUAAAAGGUCAGUUAUCUCGAGCAGAGGGACCCACAGUUUCAUUUCAAUGGAACCAAAGGUGGAAUGGAUCCAACAGCAAGUGGUUAAAAAGCGGACAAAGAGGGAUUAUGACUUCAGUCGUGCCCAGUCUACCUAUUUCAAUGAUCCCAAGUGGCCAAGCAUGUGGUAUAUGCACUGCAGUGACAAUACACAUCCUUGCCAGUCUGACAUGAAUAUCGAAGGAGCCUGGAAGAGAGGCUACACGGGAAAGAACAUUGUGGUCACUAUUCUGGAUGAUGGAAUUGAGAGAACCCAUCCAGAUCUGAUGCAAAACUACGAUGCUCUGGCAAGUUGCGACGUGAAUGGAAAUGACUUGGACCCAAUGCCUCGUUAUGAUGCAAGCAACGAGAACAAGCACGGGACUCGCUGUGCUGGUGAAGUGGCAGCCGCUGCAAACAACUCACACUGCACAGUCGGAAUUGCUUUCAACGCCAAGAUCGGAGGAGUACGAAUGCUGGACGGAGAUGUCACGGACAUGGUAGAAGCAAAAUCAGUUAGCUUCAACCCCCAGCACGUUCAUAUUUACAGUGCCAGCUGGGGCCCAGAUGAUGAUGGCAAGACUGUGGAUGGACCAGCCCCCCUCACCCGGCAAGCCUUUGAAAACGGCGUUAGAAUGGGGCGGAGAGGCCUUGGCUCUGUGUUUGUUUGGGCAUCUGGAAAUGGCGGAAGGAGCAAAGACCACUGCUCCUGUGAUGGCUACACCAACAGCAUCUACACCAUCUCCAUCAGCAGCACUGCAGAAAGCGGAAAGAAACCUUGGUACCUAGAAGAGUGUUCAUCCACGCUGGCCACAACCUACAGCAGCGGGGAGUCCUACGAUAAGAAAAUCAUCACUACAGAUCUGAGGCAGCGUUGCACAGACAACCACACUGGGACGUCAGCCUCAGCCCCCAUGGCUGCAGGCAUCAUUGCACUGGCGCUGGAAGCCAAUCCGUUUCUGACCUGGAGAGACGUACAGCAUGUUAUUGUCAGGACUUCCCGUGCGGGACAUUUGAACGCUAAUGACUGGAAAACCAAUGCUGCUGGUUUUAAGGUGAGCCAUCUUUAUGGAUUUGGACUGAUGGAUGCAGAAGCCAUGGUGAUGGAGGCAGAGAAGUGGACCACUGUUCCCCGGCAGCACGUGUGUGUGGAGAGCACAGACCGACAAAUCAAGACAAUCCGCCCUAACAGUGCAGUACGCUCCAUCUACAAAGCUUCAGGCUGCUCGGAUAACCCCAACCGCCAUGUCAACUACCUGGAGCACGUGGUUGUGCGCAUCACCAUCACCCAUCCCCGGAGAGGGGACCUGGCCAUCUACCUGACCUCACCCUCAGGAACUAGGUCUCAGCUUUUGGCCAACAGGCUAUUUGAUCAUUCCAUGGAAGGAUUUAAAAACUGGGAGUUCAUGACCAUUCAUUGCUGGGGAGAACGAGCUGCUGGUGACUGGGUCCUUGAAGUGUAUGAUACUCCCUCUCAGCUAAGGAACUUUAAGACUCCAGGUAAAUUGAAAGAAUGGUCUUUGGUCCUCUAUGGCACCUCCGUGCAGCCAUAUUCACCAACCAAUGAGUUUCCUAAAGUGGAACGCUUCCGCUAUAGCCGAGUUGAAGACCCCACAGAUGACUAUGGCACAGAGGAUUAUGCAGGUCCCUGCGACCCUGAGUGCAGUGAGGUUGGCUGUGACGGGCCAGGACCAGACCACUGCAGUGACUGUUUGCACUACUACUACAAGCUGAAAAACAACACCAGGAUCUGUGUCUCCAGCUGCCCCCCUGGCCACUACCAUGCCGACAAGAAGCGCUGCAGGAAGUGUGCCCCCAACUGUGAGUCCUGCUUUGGGAGCCAUGGUGACCAGUGCCUGUCCUGCAAAUAUGGAUACUUUCUGAAUGAAGAAAUCAACAGCUGUGUUACUCACUGCCCUGAUGGGUCAUAUCAGGACACCAAGAAAAAUCUUUGCCGGAAGUGCAGUGAAAACUGCAAGACAUGUACUGAAUUCCAUAACUGUACAGAAUGUAGGGAUGGGUUAAGCCUGCAGGGAUCCCGGUGUUCUGUCUCCUGUGAAGAUGGACGAUACUUCAAUGGCCAGAACUGCCAGCCCUGCCACCGCUUCUGUGCCACUUGUGCUGGAGCAGGAGCUGAUGGAUGCAUUAACUGCACAGAGGGCUACUUCAUGGAGGAUGGGCGAUGCGUGCAGAGCUGCAGUAUCAGCUAUUACUUUGACCACUCUUCAGAGAAUGGAUACAAAUCCUGCAAAAAAUGCGAUACCAGUUGUUUGACGUGCAAUGGCCCAGGAUUUAAGAACUGUACAAGCUGCCCCAGUGGGUAUCUCUUAGACUUAGGAAUGUGUCAAAUGGGAGCCAUUUGCAAGGAUGGAGAGUACGUUGAUGAGUAUGGUCACUGCCAGACCUGUGAGGCCUCAUGUGCCAAGUGCCAGGGACCAACCCAGGAAGACUGCACUGCCUGUCCCAUGACAAGAAUUUUAGAUGAUGGCCAUUGUGUAUCGAACUGUCCCUCAUGGAAAUUUGAAUUUGAGAACCGAUGCCAUCCAUGCCACUACACCUGCAAGAGAUGCCAAGGAAGUGGGCCUACCCACUGUACCUCCUGUGGAGCAGACAACUAUGGCCGAGAGCACUUCCUGUACCAGGGAGAGUGUCGAAAUAGCUGCCCAGAUGGCCACUACCCCACUGGGGGGAACACCUGCCUGCCCUGCCCAGACAAGUGUGAGCUUUGCCACAGCGCACAUGUCUGCACAAGAUGCACGAGGGGUUACUUCAUAGCACCCACCAACCACACAUGCCAGAAGUUGGAGUGUGGACGAGGUGAAGUCCAAGACCCAGACUAUGAAGAAUGUGUCCCUUGUGAAGAAGGAUGUCUGGGAUGUAGCUUGGAUGAUCCAGGAAUCUGCACAUCUUGCGCUAUGGGGUAUUACAUGUUUGAUCACCAUUGUUAUAAAAUCUGUCCUGAGAAGACCUACAGUAAGGAACUGGAAUGCAAGGCAUGCAAUAGUAACUGUGGCAGCUGUGACCAGAAUGAGUGUUACUGGUGUGAAGAGGGCUUCUUUCUCUUGGGUGGCAGCUGUGUGAGGCAAUGUGGCCCUGGCUUCUAUGGUGACCAAGAAAUGGGAGAAUGUGAGCCCUGCCACCGAGCAUGUGAAACCUGCACAGGCCCCGGCCGUGACGAAUGCAGCAGCUGCCCAGAAGGACUGCAGCCACUGCAUGGGAUGUGUGUGCGUGCCACCCAGACCCAGGCGGAGGGCAAAUUCUGGAAUGAAGCUGUGCCCACUGCAAACCUAUCUGUGGUGAAGAGCCUGCUGCAGGAGCGACGAAGGUGGAAGGUUCAAAUCAAAAGAGAUAUUUUGAAAAAAUACCAGGCUUGUCAUUAUUCUUGUAAAACCUGCAAUGGAUCUGCAACUCUGUGUACUUCAUGUCCCAAAGGUGCAUAUCUGUUGGCUCAGGCCUGUGUUUCUUCCUGUCCUCAAGGCACAUGGCCCUCUGUAAGGAGCAGGAGAUGUGAGAACUGUACAGAGACCUGUGCCGUCUGCUCUGGAGCCAGUCUUUGUGAAAAGUGCCAGAUGCAGCCUGGCCACCCUCUCUUCCUCCAGGAAGGCAGGUGCCUCUCCAAGUGCCAGGAGUAAGUUUCCUUUUUUCGUUUACUUCCUGCUUGUAAUCACUCUCCUAUGUUCCUUCGGCAACAAUUCCUUCUUAUUUACGGAAAAACUUCUUGCUCGAUGAGUGCCCACAUAAAUGUCCUCUGUUGACUGACAUUGCUGUGGGCCACAGCGGACUUAUGUGAGGCCAGAUGCCCACUUCUCCUUUGUGACUAUUUUAUGCGUAUAUUUGUACUUUUAUGAAAGGUAUGUUCAGGGGCUGGGUGUAGUGGCUCACGCCUGUAAUCCCAACACUUCAGGAGGCCAAGGUGGAAGGAUCGCCAAGAGUUUGAA